This is a messenger RNA of Zootermopsis nevadensis, 1470 nucleotides long. RefSeq names its product glutamate receptor ionotropic, delta-2. NCBI's taxonomy places the organism in Eukaryota, Metazoa, Arthropoda, Insecta, Blattodea, Termopsidae. The record is from RefSeq and is a predicted model, not a curated record. Gene Ontology annotation, cellular component: membrane. Gene Ontology annotation, molecular function: ligand-gated monoatomic ion channel activity.
AUGAACGCGAUUCUCGUAGCCCCCACAUCAGAAACAAGCAACGCCGAAGAACCAGACGUUGUUCCAGUAUUUGACAUUUACACCUGGUUUCCGUAUGACCCUCCAGGUCACUGCAGUGACGUCAGAGAUACUGUUCUACUGGAUCGGUGGGUGUCAGGCGACAAAGGACCCGGCAGAUUCCUUUACAACGCGUCACUAUUUCCAUCGAAAAUUCCUCGCAACUUUCAUGGCUGCGAAAUUAGAGUUUCGACGUUUGAAUACAUGCCUUUUGUUGGUAGAAAAAAGACAACUAAAAGUGAUCCUAACAAAGUAAAUUUUGAUGAAGGAUUAGAAAUACGACUUCUGAAACUUGUCAGUGAGAAGAAAAAUAUUUCUUUAAAACUCCUUGAUCUUCCAGCGGACGGGGGGAGGUGGGGGUUAAAAUUAGGAAACGGGACUUGGACCGGGGUGACCGGAGAAGUUAUCAGAAGUUUCUCCGACAUUGGUUCGGGCAACUGGUGGAACAGAUGUCAUCUGAUAGAAGAAGUCGAGUGUCCAAUACAGUACACAGUCGAUCAAGUAAGAUGGUACGUUCCUUGUGCAAAACCCUACCCUCGAUGGAUGAGCAUCGCUAGAGUUUUCAAACUGUCUCUCUGGCUUGGGUUCCUAUCAUCCUACGUCGUGGUUGGUAUUUCCAUGUGGUUUAUCGUUAAAAUCAGCAACAGCAUCUCUACAGUACCAAUAGAGAAUCAAGCAUACACCAGCUUAGUGAAAUGUCUUCUAAAUUUUUGGGCAAUCAUCCUGGAAGAAUCCGCUUCCAACAACCCUCCUCACGUAGCUGUCAUCAGACUCGUAUUCUUCAUGUGGGUUUUAUACUGCUGGGCUGUGAACACAGUCUACCAGACUUACAUGACCUCCUUCUUGAUUGAUCCGGGUCUUCAACACCAGAUAUCUUCAGAGAACGAGCUCCUUGAAUCGGGAAUUGGUUUGGGGAUACCAGAAACAGUUUUGUCAGUCAUUCCUGGCGUAACAGACGGACGUUAUCGGCGACAUGACAGCUGUUACGAUGUAACCGUGUGUCAAGACAGGAUGGCUUUUGUGGGUGACAUGGCAUUUUUCUUCUCCAAGUACAAUAUGGAAUACUUUAUUGCUGCUAAAUAUGUGGAUGGUGACAGUAAUGAUCUGGUCUGUAAAUUUGACGAAAUAUAUUGCAUACAGCUUGCGAUAUUACCGGUUCCAAAAGGUUCCCAGUUCUUAGAGAUAUUCAACGAAAUCAUCAUUUACUUGCAGCAAAGUGGGAUCAGAGAGUAUUGGUGGAAAGAUAUCCAGUACAUUGCUACACUGGAUUUAGCCUCUGAAAUCAGCCUGCCCCCUGGAGAAUAUAUCAAGCUCACGUUAGAGCACCUGCAAUCAGCCUUUUAUUUCCUAUUUUUGGGAAUCAUCUUCUCCAUAGUUGCUUUUCUCUCAGAAAUAUUUUGUCGCCCCAAGUGA